AUGGGCUGCGCUCCCAGCAUCCACGUCUCGCAGAGCGGCGUGAUUUACUGCCGGGACUCGGACGAGUCCAACUCCCCCCACCAGACCACCACCCUCUCGCAGGGCACCGCCGCCACCUUGCACGGCCUCUUCGUCAAGACCGACGCGGCCGACACCAUCCCUUCGGUGCUCGCCUACCAGAGCCGCCAGCCGCAGCUCGCCUGCCCAGCACACCCGCGUAGGGAGCCCGCCGGCCGAGAAGGCAGGACCAGGGGGCGCCACUGCUGCGGCGUCGAGGCGGAGACCCAGACCAGCCAGACCAGCGUGAAGCAAGCUUCAACUACAGAGAUACAAAUUGGGCCCAUGAGACUGACACAAGAUCCUAUUCAGGUGUUGCUGAUCUUUGCAAAAGAAGACAAACAGAGUGAUGGGUUCUGGUGGGCUUGUGAUAGAGCUGGCUAUAGGUGUAAUAUUGCUCGGACACCGGAAUCAGCACUUGAAUGUUUUCUGGAUAAACAUCAUGAAAUAAUUGUAGUAGAUCAUAGAAACUCCAGAUACUUUGAUGCAGAAGCCAUCUGUAGGGCAAUCCGUGCUACAAAACCCGCUGAACAUACUGUAAUAUUAUCUGUUGUUCCACAAUCAUCAGCUGACCAAGAAGAAAUCUCUGUACUCCCCCUUCUCCAUGCAGGUUUUAAUAGGAUAUUUUUGGAGAAUAGCAGCAUUACUGCAUGUUACAAUGAACUCAUUCAAAUAGAAUAUGGUGAAGUACGGUCACAGUUCAAACUACGGGCUUGUAAUUCAGUGUUUACAGCUCUAGACCACUGUCAUGAAGCUAUAGAAAUAACUAGUGAUGAUCAUGUAAUUCAGUAUGUUAAUCCAGCUUUUGAGCAAAUGAUGGGCUAUCAAAAGGGAGAGCUAAUAGGAAAGGAACUUACUGAACUUCCAAAAAGCGACAAAAACCAUGCAGACCUGCUGGACACUAUCAACACAUGUAUCAAAAGAGGAAAAGAAUGGCAAGGAGUUUAUUAUGCGCGGAGGAAAUCAGGUGACAGUAUUCAACAACAUGUGAAGAUAACUCCUGUAACUGGCCAAGGAGGGAAAAUCAGACAUUUUGUAUCUAUCAAGAAGCUAUGUUGCACCAACGAAAGCAGCAACAAACAGAGCUACAAGAUUCAUCAUGAUGGAAAGUGCUCAGGAGACCAGUUUCAUUCAGACUCUCACUCCUUCAGAUGCAGAAACAGGAGAAAAGAAUCCAUUGAUGUUAAAUCAAUAACCUCUCGCAGCAGUGAUGCCCCAAGCUUACAGAAUCGUCGGUAUUCAUCCGUGGCAAGAAUACACUCCAUGACUAUAGAAGCUCCAAUUACAAAGGUCAUUAAUAUAAUCAAUUCAGCUCAAGAGAACAGUCCUGUAACUGUAGCAGAGGCCUUAGAUAGAGUUUUGGAAAUCUUACGGACAACGGAACUUUACUCUCCUCAACUAGGUACCAAAGAUGAAGAUCCUCACACUAGUGAUCUUGUUGGAGGUCUGAUGACUGAUGGCUUGAGAAAGUUGUCUGGAAAUGAGUAUGUAUUUUCUAAAAAUACAAACCAGAGCCACAGUCACCUCUCAGUGCCUGUUACCAUCAAUGAUGUUCCACCCUGUAUUGCACGCCUACUAGGAAAUGAAGAGAGCUGGGACUUUAAUAUUUUUGAAUUGGAAGCUGUCACAAAUAAAAGGCCACUGGUUUAUCUAGGUAUGAAAAUUUUUGCCCGCUUUGGUGUCUACGAGUCUUUAAACUGUUCAGAAGCUACACUACGAGCCUGGUUCCAGGUGAUUGAAGCCAAUUAUCAUUCCUCCAAUUCCUACCAUAACUCCACCCAUGCAGCUGAUGUCUUGCAUGCUACUGCAUUCUUUCUGGGGAAGGACAGAGUUAAGGGGAGCCUUGAUCAUUUAGAUAUAGUAGCUGCAUUAAUAGCUGCAACAGUUCAUGAUGUGGAUCAUCCAGGGCGGACCAACUCUUUCCUGUGUAAUGCAAGCAGUGAGCUAGCUGUUCUCUACAAUGACACUGCAGUCUUGGAAAGUCAUCACACAGCUCUAGCAUUCCAGCUCACAGCAAAAGAUAACAAGUGCAACAUUUUCAAAAAUCUCAACAGAAAUCAUUAUCGGACUCUUCGUCAGGCAAUUAUUGACAUGGUUUUGGCAACAGAAAUGACAAAACACUUUGAACAUGUGAAUAAGUUUGUGAACAGCAUCAUCAAGCCCUCAGAAGAAAACAAUUCCAAUGGUGAAGGUAGUGACUGUGACUGUACAACCAGUCUCAAGAAUUUCCCAGAUAACCAGACAUUGAUCAAGCGCAUGAUGAUCAAAUGUGCAGAUGUUGCAAAUCCAUGUCGACCCCUAGAACUGUGCAUUGAAUGGGCUGGCAGGAUUUCAGAAGAAUAUUUUGCACAGACAGAUGAAGAAAAAAGGCAGGGACUACCAGUUGUUAUGCCAGUAUUUGACCGCAACACAUGUAGCAUCCCCAAGUCUCAGAUAUCCUUCAUCGAUUACUUCAUAAUGGACAUGUUUGAUGCUUGGGAUGCAUUUGCACACCUACCUGUUCUGAUGCAGCACCUGGCAAAUAAUUAUAAACACUGGAAAACAUUAGAUGAGUUAAAGUGUAGGAGCCUCAGGCUUCCUUCAGAGAACAACAAUGGAAGCUGA
This is a messenger RNA of Eublepharis macularius, 2661 nucleotides long. It is a transcript of the gene PDE8B, whose product is annotated as phosphodiesterase 8B. The coding region runs from base 1 to 2661 and encodes 886 amino acids. The record is from RefSeq and is a predicted model, not a curated record. Gene Ontology annotation, molecular function: 3',5'-cyclic-AMP phosphodiesterase activity. The transcript has 23 exons. Gene Ontology annotation, biological process: signal transduction. Lineage: Eukaryota; Metazoa; Chordata; Lepidosauria; Squamata; Eublepharidae.